AUGUAUAUCUCCAAAUUGUACAAGAGUAACUCAGCCUUCCUCCUCCUGGAUGGCAUUGAUCAGAUAGAGAAGAGCGAACUGGAGGAGUUUGUCCACAUUUUGGAGGAAUUACUGGCUACCUCUAGAACCCGGUCAAACUUCAAGCCCCGCAUGGUUAUCACUGCGCGGAAUGAAACAAAUGAGCAAGGCCAAAGGUCGGCUUGGUGGAGGAAUAUCGAUAAUUGA
Messenger RNA from Penicillium hordei, 225 nucleotides. Its product is annotated as Tetratricopeptide-like helical. The record is from RefSeq and is a predicted model, not a curated record. The transcript has a single exon. The coding region runs from base 1 to 225 and encodes 74 amino acids. Lineage: Eukaryota; Fungi; Ascomycota; Eurotiomycetes; Eurotiales; Aspergillaceae.